UAACAACAAUAUUGUUUAGAAAAAUGGCGAAAUUAUAACGACCAAGUGAAGAAAAACAAAUCCUACAAAAUGAAGAUUUUGUUUUGUUUUCUUGUUUUUGUCUUUGCAAAUGAAAACGAGAUUGUGACAGCUCAAAAAAGUAAACCGGACAUUAGGAAAUGUUGUGGAAUCACAGAAAUAUUAUUAGAAGUUGGCCCAGGGAACAGAAGAUGUGAAUCAGUGGACAAGAUUGGUAAGAUAGGAUUGAACCCAAAGAAUUGGCGAGGUUUAGAGUUGAAGUCCUUCGCUAUCCAUCAUGGGAACCCAACCUGCAGGAACCAGGAACACUUAGUUCCGGUUUAUUAUCAUGUUAGUGAAGAGAACUCUCUGGAUCUGAUGGGAAACGGAACUCUAGAGUUCUUUACAGAAUCCAGGAAAAACAAAGUUUUCUUCUCCUACACUCAAUACUGUAUUGAUACAUUAGUUAUGUCGCAUAACUUCAGCCUGAGCAAUAUAGACGAGGGAGAUGUAUCUGAGUUUGCGUAUAUAUGUUUAGAUGUCUCAAAAUCAAUCAGGAAUAUAUUUUAUUCAAAAACUAAAUUUUACUAUUUUAGUUAGGUGA
Eurytemora carolleeae is the source of this 601-nucleotide messenger RNA. RefSeq lists its product as uncharacterized. The transcript has 6 exons. The record is from RefSeq and is a predicted model, not a curated record. Bases 70 to 597 code for a protein of 175 amino acids. NCBI's taxonomy places the organism in Eukaryota, Metazoa, Arthropoda, Copepoda, Calanoida, Temoridae.